Plectropomus leopardus (leopard coralgrouper) is the source of this 2186-nucleotide messenger RNA. It is a transcript of the gene elp4, whose product is annotated as elongator acetyltransferase complex subunit 4. NCBI's taxonomy places the organism in Eukaryota, Metazoa, Chordata, Actinopteri, Perciformes, Serranidae. Gene Ontology annotation, biological process: tRNA wobble uridine modification. The record is from RefSeq and is a predicted model, not a curated record. Gene Ontology annotation, cellular component: transcription elongation factor complex; cytoplasm; elongator holoenzyme complex.
CUGCUGAUUCCACAUGUUACCUGUUAUGCCUUGAAGAAGGUCUCUGACGAAAGCUUGCAUAGUCAACGUGAUUUUUACACGGAUUUGAUUGUGCGGAUGUGCUUUUUUCCACUGUUGAUAACGAUUCAGCUCCUGCACCUCAGUCUAAGUACAAAUACCGGCUUCCACACGCGGCACCGUAACGUUCGCUGCCCUCAUUGGUCGAGCUCCAACAAAGUCUUCUGUGAUUGGACGACACGCUCCAAAACAUUAACAGUCGUCACCACCUUACAAGCAGUAUGGCAGCCCCCGUGAACAGUGUGGGGAAACCCUCUGUUGAGCGACCACCGUUCAAUACCACGAGUUUCCAGAAGAAAACAAGGAGCAAGUUGAUCUCCAUACCUGGUACCAGACCCUCGGUUCAAAAUGGACAGCUGUUAGUGUCGACCGGUGUCACGUCACUCGACUAUCUGCUCGGUGGUGGGUUAGCAGUUGGAACAGUACUUCUUAUAGAGGAGGACCGAUAUGAUAGCUACUCUCGUAUGAUCUUAAAGUACUUCUUGGCAGAAGGAGUGGUAUGUCGACAUGAACUCUUUGUGGCAGCGGCUCAAGAUAACCCAGAUGACAUCUUACAGGAACUCCCAGCUCCCAUCUUGGAUGAUGUUGCUAUCCACAAACCAGUGGAGCAGCCCAGACUAUCCUGUGAGCCUCAAGACAGUUUGGAUGCCAUGAAGAUUGCCUGGCGUUAUCAGAAUCUUCCAAAAGUCCAGACCGCCCUGGCAUCCUCAUCCCGGUUCGGGCACUACUAUGACGUCUCCAAGACGAUGGAGCCAGAAAUUCGCCAGGCAGUCAAGUGCCACCGCUUCUACCUUACAGAACAUCCCGCCCAGUCAUCAGCUACACACAGCACCAUGCUUGAGUCCUACUCUGCGUUGCUGAAGUCACUGCAAGAGGUCAUAAACAGGGAGGGCUUCGAUGUAGCAGUCCCCAUGUCAAAGUCACGUAACAUCCUGCGAAUUGGGCUUCACUCUCUUGGCUCGGCUCUGUGGGGUGAUGACCUGUGUUGCCAUGACAACCCUAGACAUGGCCACGCCCUCACUACCUUCCUCUAUGGACUGCGUGCUUUGCUGAGGUCAUCUCUGUCAGUCGCAGUAGUAACUGUGCCUUCACAUCUCAUCCAGGACAGAGCUCUAAUGGGCAGCAUAACCAGGCUAUGUGACAAUGCCAUAGCCCUGGAAUCAUUCAAAGGCUCUGAGAGAGAGACCAACCCACUCUACAAAGAUUACCAUGGUCUGCUACAUGUACGCCAAGUACCUCACCUGAACUGUCUGGCAAGUAAACUCCCUGACCACAAGGAUCUGGCCUUUAAACUCAAAAGAAAACAGUUCAGCAUUGAGCGACUGCAUUUGCCUCCAGACUUGUCUGAGACAGUGAGUCGUGUGAGCAGGGGGGAGCUGGCAGGAGCGACCGUCGUGGCUUCAGCCUGUGGCUCUAGCAGUUCCGGCAACAAACACCUGGACUUUUAGAGCUCCCACACAGUCGCCACGGGGCUACCAACACCUGGAAUGCCGCAGCGUUGUCCUCUUUACCGUGGUGACCAGGUUGUUCCCUCACCCACAUAAUGUCAACCUCAAUAACCCUGCCAGCCAUUACCACCUGCCAACUGUCCCAGCCAAGGGGGAAGAUCUAAGCACCCUCAGUACCUCGUCUCAUAACAGACACAUUUCAUCCUAUAUUUCAAGUCAGUUUUUAUAUAAAUCCACAGCACGCUCUUUUUUUUCUCUGACAGCUGAUAGUUGCACAUUCCAAGCUGUAAUUAGAAUUUGACCAUAUAUUAUUGGUCAGAGGUUUUACCAACAGUUUGCUUUUUCCCCACUCUCUAGUGCAAAAAAAAGCGGGCUCCAUCUCAAUUUUAUAUGAAGGAAAAUGACUGGCAGGGUGACUAUUACUUAACCCAAUUAAAAUUCAAGAUGGCGGGGUUGUUCUCUGUCGCCGGGGAUUUUGAUUACAUGUAAAAUGUAAUUUUUUUUUUAGUCUUUACACACUCACUCUUGGCCAACAUUAAAUAAUUUAACUGCAUUCUCCCAAGCUCUGAGCAUACUGUACAAACACAAGUUGCCACUCCAUGGACACCAGUAGUUUUUUCUUGGAUAAUGCAAUGCAAUGUUCUUUUGUUUAGAUAAAUAAAAGAAAAUAAAUGCACAAUA